Camelus dromedarius (Arabian camel) is the source of this 4183-nucleotide messenger RNA. It is a transcript of the gene SREBF1, whose product is annotated as sterol regulatory element binding transcription factor 1. Lineage: Eukaryota; Metazoa; Chordata; Mammalia; Artiodactyla; Camelidae. Gene Ontology annotation, biological process: regulation of transcription by RNA polymerase II. Gene Ontology annotation, molecular function: protein dimerization activity; DNA-binding transcription factor activity, RNA polymerase II-specific; RNA polymerase II cis-regulatory region sequence-specific DNA binding. The record is from RefSeq and is a predicted model, not a curated record. Bases 144 to 3680 code for a protein of 1178 amino acids. The transcript has 20 exons. Gene Ontology annotation, cellular component: nucleus.
CGGAGAGCCGCCGCCAGGGAAGGGAACCCAGUUUCCGAGGAACUUUUCGCGGGCGCCGGGCCCCACCGAGGCCAGGGCGGGAAGCGGACACUCAGAGCGGCAGCGGCGGGCCCGGCGGACCUCCCGGAGGAGGCGAUUGCGCCAUGGAAGAGCCGCCCUUCAGCGAGGCGGCCUUGGAGCAGGCGCUGGCCGAGCCAUGCGAGCUGGACGCGGCGCUGCUGACCGACAUCGAAGGUGAAGUCCGCGCGCGGAGACCAGCCGCCUGGACGCCCCGAGGGGUGCGGGCCGCGGGCCGCGGAGCCAUGGAUUGCACGUUCGAAGACAUGCUCCAGCUCAUCAACAACCAGGAUAGCGACUUCCCAGGCCUGUUCGACCCUCCCUAUGCUGGAGGCGGCGCAGGGGGCACAGACUCUACCAGUCCCGACGCCAGCUCCCUGGGCAGCCUGUCCCCACCUCCUUCCACCAUGAACUCCCCUCUUGAAGGCUUCCUGGUGGGGGCCCAGGCCACACCCCCGCCCUUGUCCCCUCCCCAGCCUGCACCCGCCCCACUGAAGAUGUACCCAUCCGGGCCUGCCUUCUCCCCUGGGCCUGGGGUCAAGGAGGAGCCACUACCGCUGAGCAUCCUGCAGGCCUCCGCCCCACAGCCCCUGCCUGCGGCCCUCCUGCCCCAGAGCCUUCCAGCCCCAGCCCCACCGCAGUUCAGCUCUGCCCCUGUGCUGGGCUAUCCCAGCCCUCCUGGAGGCUUCUCCACAGGGACCCCUCCAGGGAGUACCUCGCAGCCGCUGCCUGGUCCACCGCUGGCUCCCCUUCCGGCAGUCCCGCCUGUCUCCUUGCACACCCAGGUCCAGAGUGCGGCCCCCCAGCAGAUGUUGACAGCCACAGCCACGCCCAUGGCGGCUCCAGGAACCACCACGGUGACCUCACAGAUCCAGCAGGUCCCGGUCCUGCUGCAGCCUCACUUCAUCAAAGCAGACUCACUGCUCCUGACGACCAUGAAAGCAGACGUGGGAGCCUCCGUGAAGGCGGCGGGCAUCGGCUCCCUGGCCCCCGGCACAGCCAUGCAGGCAGCACCCCUUCAGACCCUCGUGAGCGGUGGAACCAUCCUGGCGACAGUGCCGCUGGUAGUGGAUACCGACAAGCUGCCCAUCAACCGCCUGGCAGCCGGAGGCAAGGCCCAGGGUUUGGCCCAGAGCCGUGGUGAGAAACGCACAGCGCACAAUGCAAUUGAGAAGCGCUACCGCUCUUCCAUCAACGACAAGAUCGCUGAGCUCAAGGACCUGGUGGUGGGCACAGAGGCCAAGCUGAAUAAAUCUGCUAUCUUGCGCAAGGCCAUCGACUACAUCCGCUUCCUGCAGCAGAGCAACCAGAAACUCAAGCAGGAGAACCUGAGUCUGCGCACUGCUGCCCACAAAAGCAAAUCUCUGAAGGACCUGGUGUCGGCAUGUGGCAGUGGAGGACACGCAGACGUGCCCAUGGAGGGCAUGAAGCCAGAGGUGGUGGACACUCUGAGCCCACCACCCUCAGACGCCGGCUCACCUUCCCAGAGCAGCCCCGUGUCCCUUGGCAGCAGGGGCAGUAGCAGUGGUGGCAGUAGCAGUGACUCAGAGCCUGACAGCCCGGUCAUUGAGGACAGCCAGGUGAAGCCUGAGCAGCCACCGUCCCCAUACAGCCAGGGCAUGCUGGACCGCUCCCGCCUGGCCCUGUGUGCCCUCGUCUUCCUCUGCCUCUCCUGCAACCCCUUGGCCUCCCUGCUGAGCAGCCGGGGACCCCCUGGCCCCUCCGAUGCCACCGGCAUCUCCCAUGGUCCGAGGCGCAGCACGCUGGGCGCCGAGGGCAGAGAUGGCCCUGGCUGGGCCCUGUGGCUGCUGCCCCCGCUGGUUUGGCUGGUGAACGGGCUGCUGGUGCUGCUCUCCUUGGCACUUCUCUUUGUCUAUGGAGAGCCAGUCACUCGGCCCCACUCGGGCCCCUCCGUGCGCUUCUGGAGACACCGCAAGCAGGCAGACCUGGACCUGGCCCGGGGGGACUUUGCCCAGGCUGCCCAGCAGCUGUGGCUGGCCCUGCGGGCGCUCGGCCGGCCCCUGCCCACCUCCCACCUGGACCUGGCCUGCAGCCUGCUCUGGAGCCUCGUUCGCCACCUGCUGCAGCGUCUCUGGGUGGGCCGCUGGCUGGCCAGCCGGGCCGGGGGCCUGCGGAGAGACGGGGCUCUGCAGGCGGAUGCCCGUGCCAGCUCCCGCGACGCCGCCUUGGUCUACCACAAGCUGCACCAGCUGCACGCCGUGGGGAAGUACCCAGGCGGGCACCUUGCUGCCACCCACCUGGCGCUGAGUGCCCUGAACCUGGCGGAGUGUGCGGGGGACGCCGUGUCCGUGGCCACGCUGGCUGAAAUCUACGUGGCCGCCGCACUGAGGGUCAAGACCAGCCUCCCACGGGCCUUGCAUUUUCUGACUCGCCUCUUCCUGAGGAGUGCCCGCCAGGCCUGCCUGGCACAGAGGGGCUUGGUGCCGCUUGCCAUGCAGUGGCUUUGCCACCCCGUGGGCCACCGUUUCUUCGUGGACGGGGACUGGGCCGUGUGCAGUGCCCCACGGGACAGCCUGUACAGCAUGGCUGGGAACCCAGCGGACCCCCUGGCUCAGGUGACUCAGCUAUUUCGCGAACAUCUCUUGGAACGAGCACUGAAUUGUGUGGCCCAGCCCAGCCCUGGCCCUGGAUCGGCUGAUGGGGACAGGGAGUUCUCGGAUGCCCUCGGGUACCUGCAGCUGUUGAACAGCUGCUCCGAUGCGGCUGAGGCCCCUUCCUGCAGCUUCUCCGUCAGCUCCAGCAUGCCCGCCACCACCACCGGCACAGACCCAGUGGCCAAGUGGUGGGCCUCACUGACAGCUGUGGUGACCCACUGGCUGCGGCGGGAUGCAGAGGCGGCCGAGCGGCUGUACCCGCUGGUGGAGCACCUGCCCCGCGCCCUGCAGGAGUCCGAGAGACCCCUGCCCAGGGCGGCUCUGCAUUCCUUCAAGGCUGCCCGGGCCCUCCUGGGCCGCGGGAAGGUGGAGUCUGGCCCAGCCAGCCUGGCCAUGUGUGAGAAGGCCAGUGGCUACCUGCAGGACAGCCUGGCUGCCACACCAGCCGGCAGCUCCAUUGACAAGGCCAUGCAGCUGCUCCUGUGUGACCUGCUCCUUGUGGCGCGCACCAGCCUGUGGCAGAGGCAGAAGCCACCCACACCUGCCCAGGCCUCGCAGGGCCCGGGCGGUGGGGCCCAGGCCUCUACCCUUGAGCUGCACGGCUUCCAGCGGGACCUGAGCGGCCUGAGGCGUCUGGCGCAGAGCUUCCGGCCUGCCAUGCGGAGGGUGUUCCUACACGAGGCCACGGCCCGACUGAUGGCAGGGGCCAGCCCCGCGCGGACACACCAGCUGCUGGACCGCAGUCUGAGGAGGAGGACGGGCCCCUGCGGCAAAGGAGGCGCAGCAGCCGAGCUGGAGCCCCGGCCCACGCGGCGGGAGCACGCCGAGGCCUUGCUGUUGGCCUCCUGCUACCUGCCGCCCGGCUUCCUGUCGGCGCCGGGGCAGCGCGUGGGCAUGCUGGCCGAGGCGGCGCGCACGCUCGAGAAGCUCGGCGACCGCCGGUUGCUGCACGACUGCCAGCAGAUGCUCAUGCGCCUGGGCGGCGGGACCACCGUGACGUCCAGCUAGACCCCUGCCGGCGGCCAGCGCCCCGUCUCGACGGCCGAGGGCAGCGCCGAAGACCCCGAGGCCCACGGUUCGCCCGCGGUCUGCACGGUCCAGGGCGGGGGAUGGAGACCCUUGGGGACUUCCGCACCUGACGUGGGAGCCUGCCCAGCCCGCGACCCUGCUCGACGAGCGGCGGCCAGGAUGGUGCUGGCCUCUGGUGGCCGGACGGGGGAUUGCCGGGCCGCCGCUGGGUGUCACCUGCUCGGAGGCUUUCCCGCUCCGUGCAGAGCGAAGAUAGGGGUGCGUUUCACUGAGCCGAAGGCCGGAUCUGGCCUUCCCCGCCAGCAGGGCGCCCCCCCCCCCGCGCCUCUCUCCCUUACGGGGAGACAGACCGGCGCAGAGUGCAGGUCGGGGCGCGCCAGCCUCCUGGCCUCAGGGGCGCAGUAUUACUUUGCCUUUCGCAGACUUUAUUUUCUUAGGUUGAGAAGUUUUGUACAGAGAAUAAAACAUGAAAUUAUUUAUAA